Molecule: messenger RNA, 1865 nt
Organism: Daldinia vernicosa
Lineage: Eukaryota; Fungi; Ascomycota; Sordariomycetes; Xylariales; Hypoxylaceae
Product: transcription initiation factor IIF, beta subunit-domain-containing protein
Exons: 4
Coding region: 340-1461 (373 amino acids)
Biological process (GO): transcription by RNA polymerase II; transcription initiation at RNA polymerase II promoter
Cellular component (GO): transcription factor TFIIF complex
Source: RefSeq, a predicted model, not a curated record
CCUAAGGCCAACCCAUCAGCUUACCAUCAACCCUAUUAUCUAAGGCCUUUGAAGACCCACUCAAUUAGAACUGCUUGCAGUGGUGGCUGAUUUACCACUAACCUUACAUCAUUAAGCUUCUUUUAGUCUUGACACGAGCCGCGUGCUCGACCCUUUCAAACAUCAACAUCCAACUGUUCCACCGCAUCCACCCGCCACAUUUCCACAGCAAUCUAAAUCUAAAUCAUUACAGCAUACAGCAUACAACAUACAACAUCAUUCGAGAGAGCCGAAUCCCCUUCUUGACUCCCUUCCCAUUGGAUACAUCAUACAGCGGACACAGCGGAUACAGCCGUCAGCAUGGCUGCACCCAGAGUCAAGGCCGAGCAGGGCAUCAAGCCUGAGCCUAGCAUCAAGUCCGAAGCUGAUGAUGUUGGCCCUUCCCCCGGAGCUAUGUCGGAAGAUGACAUCUACGAAGAUGCCGGAGAUCUUGAGUUCUACGACCCGAACGAUAUGGAAGAUGGGGCCGUUUACUUGACCCACGUACCAAAAUAUCUUUACGAUGCCUGGGCGAACAUGGAUGACAAUGACGAAAUCAGAAUCGGUACUCUACGCCAGUGGUCAGAGGUCGGUCCAAAUGGAGAAUCAAAGCCACGUAUAGCUAUCCUGUUGGACCAUAAACUUGCACCCCAUCAGCAGAUCCCCAAAGAAUACAAUCUGGAGGUUAAGGAUAUGAGCCUGAUCAAUACAUUCCUAUUCACUGAGCAAGAUCUGCCUGGAUACAAAUCGAAGGCUCAAGGAGCCAAUAGCGAUAUUCCUUCAUACCUCCGUCCGAAACCAGAGCGCCCCCAGCAAACCGCGCCGCCGGAGGGUGAAAAGCGUGGCCGCAAAGCCCGAUAUCAACCCUAUUACAGGAAGGCUAUUCCCAAGAAAACGGUUCUUGCUGGUCGAUUUCGCCACGAGCUGAACUGUCGACCGGCUUGGACAGAAGAGACUAAGCAUUGGCUCAGCAUAAGAAAUAAUGAUGCGAUGAAACCGAAGGCAACCACCACGCUUACCUCUACUGCAAGGCCUACCGGCCUUAUCCAAGCUGGCGCGCAUGUUUCCAACGAUAAAUUUAGCAACUUUGUUCGCACGGGUCCUGAUGUCAAGAAGGGAGCCAAGAAGCAGAAGGAAGAAAAGGCCGCUCGUUUACCAAAGAGCGAGCUGCGCGAUCGCAUCUUCGGCUGCUUCGAGCAAUUCAACUACUGGUCUAUGAAAGCUUUCAAACAACACCUAAACCAGCCGGAGGCUUGGCUACGAGAGAACUUGGAGGAGGUGGCGAUUCUCCACAAGACCGGACGUUUUGCCAAUCACUGGGAACUGAAUUCAGAUCACAAGGGAGGACUCAAUGUCCUUGAAGCCAACGGCGCUGCGCCCGAUACUGCUCCCGAGGAGGACGAAUCGGAGUCCGACGCGGAGAUGGAGGAUGUUCUUCCAUAAUCGGAGUACGGGAGAGAGUUCCGUCGGGAAACAUGGGUGACUAAAGGCCGUACGGCAAGGAAAAGGAGUUACGGCGUUUUUUACGGUUAUGAUACAUACUCGGGGACCUUGUACCAUAAAUGAUACCCUCGGCAUCGCACAAUCAGGACUGAGGUUUAGUGGUCAGAGUCUGCGCAAGUUCAGACUAUGAAAAUUAUUACUAUUGCGUGACAGACUCCGCAAAGUUUAGAGAGAAAGCAACAUGUUUGUACAUUGAUUGAUACGCGAGGCGGUAAUCUGUUUUUGGUAUUUUGAUAGUUUGGCUUCUAACGUUGUUACGGGCCAGCUUUAGCGAAUAUUGACUCACUUGACAUAUCCAUACUAAGUGAAUUGUUGUAUAUUCUUUCUUGGGCACAUACUGGAAA